GCCCUCCCCUCACACACUUCCCAUCUCUCCGCGCGCGCCCCCGCCUUCUCGGUGAGCCUGUUUGGCGGGAAGUUGGCUUAGUUGGCCUACCUGUGGCUUAGCGGGUUCUCUGGUCCCCGCCUUGUUUCUCCCCAGAAGCUUCUCAAUCUUUCCUCGGUGAUCUCGGCAUAAGGCAUAGUACCCCUUCGCACGGAGGACGCCAUGGCUCCCAGGAAACGCCCAGAAACCCAGAAGACCCCCGAAGUGGUUGUGCGCCCCAAGAGCAAGAGGAACAGAAGCCCCCGGGAGCUGGAGCCCGAGGCCAAGAAGCUCUGUUUGAAGGGCCCCGGUCCUAGCAGAAGAUUUGACUCAGGCUGCCUUUGGGCGGGGUUGGCUAGCCUGCGGGUCCCGCCACCAUGCAGCAUCGUCAGGGCCCUCCACCAGCAUAAGCUGGGCACAGCUGCCUGGCCAUCACUACAGCAGGGUCUCCAGCAGUCCUUUUUGAACUCUCUGGCUUCUUACCGGAUAUUCCAAAAGGCUGCCCCUUUUGACAGGAGGGCCACAUCCCUGGCGUGGCACCCAACUCACCCCAGCACCCUGGCUGUGGGUUCCAAAGGGGGAGAUAUCUUGCUCUGGAACUUUGGCAUAAAGGACAAACCCACCUUCAUUAAAGGGAUUGGAGCUGGAGGGAGCAUCACUGGGCUGAAGUUUAACCCUCUCAAUACCAACCAGUUUUUCACCUCCUCAAUGGAGGGAACAACUAGGCUGCAAGACUUUAAAGGCAACACUCUCCGAGUUUUUACCAGCUCAGGCACCUGCAACUUCUGGUUUUGCAGCCUGGAUGUGUCUGUCAAAAGCCGAGUGGUGGUCACAGGAGAUAACGUGGGUAACGUGAUCCUGCUGAACAUGGACGGCAGGGAGCUUUGGAAUCUGAGAAUGCACAAAAAGAAAGUGACCCACGUGGCCCUGAACCCGUGCUGUGAUUGGUUCCUGGCCACAGCCUCCGUAGAUCAAACAGUGAAAAUCUGGGACCUGCGCCAGGUUAGAGGGAAAUCCAGCUUCCUCUACUCGCUGCUGCACAGGCAUCCCGUCAAUGCAGCUCAUUUCAGUCCCGACGGUGCUCAGCUCCUGACCACUGACCAGAAGAGUGAGAUCCGGGUUUACUCUGCCUCCCAGUGGGACUGCCCCCCAAGCCUGAUCCCACACCCUCAUCGCCACUUCCAGCACCUGACACCCAUCAAGGCAACCUGGCAUCCUCGGUACAACCUCAUUGUCGUGGGCCGAUACCCAGAUCCUAAUUUCAAAAGUUGUACCUCCCAUGAAUUAAGGACGAUCGAUGUGUUUGAUGGAAGCUCAGGAAAGAUGAUGUAUCAGCUGUAUGACCCAGAAUCUUCUGGUAUCAUGUCGGUGAGGCUUGGGCCCUCAAAUAAUAAUGGGAGGAAGCAGGGAUUCACCCUACCUUAUUGGAUCAAAAACGACCAGAAAUUAAUCCUCAUGUGCCCUUCUCCCAGUACCUUCAUUCCCUCCUCAUGCUUAUCCCCUUGUCUCUGCAGCUCAAUGAGUUCAAUCCCAUGGGGGACACACUGGCCUCUGUGAUGGGUUAUCACAUUCUCAUUUGGAGCCAGGAGGAAGCUGGGAAGCGGAAAUGAAAGACAUUAAUGAAGGUGGGGGCCAAGCAAGGGCUUGGAGCCCCAUGAGAACAAGUUCUGCGAGAAGAGGCGGCUUUGUGUUAAAGGGC
Balaenoptera acutorostrata (minke whale) is the source of this 1717-nucleotide messenger RNA. RefSeq names its product damage specific DNA binding protein 2 (gene DDB2). The record is from RefSeq and is a predicted model, not a curated record. Lineage: Eukaryota; Metazoa; Chordata; Mammalia; Artiodactyla; Balaenopteridae. Gene Ontology annotation, biological process: DNA repair; response to UV. Gene Ontology annotation, cellular component: Cul4-RING E3 ubiquitin ligase complex; nucleus. The transcript is spliced from 9 exons. Gene Ontology annotation, molecular function: damaged DNA binding; protein binding. Bases 202 to 1575 code for a protein of 457 amino acids.